AUGAGACGGCUCUGCCUCUCCAUCGCCCUUCUCGUCCUCCUGGGCACCCUGGUGGCCUGCACCCCGGGGGGUAAACACAAGAGCCAUGCCAGAGAUUCUCAGCCUGCCUUCUGCCUGGAGCCUCAGUAUGCGGGUCCCUGCAGGGCCCAGAAGGUCAGGUACUUCUACAACGCCAAGUCCGGGCAGUGUGAGAUCUUUAUGUACGGCGGCUGCCGUGGGAAUAAGAACAACUUCUUGACGGCAGAGGACUGCAUGAAGACCUGCGGUGGUCAUAAAAAGAGGUGGACUCUUAGCACAGGUCCUGGCAUAAAGGAGACCGUCCAUAAUUAUUUGAGGAAGGAAGGAAUGAAUGCAGGAGCACAUUCCUCAUAUCCUCGACUCUCCCAGAAAUAUGCAACCACAGCCCACCCAGGACCAGAAUGA
This is a messenger RNA of Eubalaena glacialis (North Atlantic right whale), 423 nucleotides long. Its product is annotated as spleen trypsin inhibitor I-like. Bases 1 to 423 code for a protein of 140 amino acids. Gene Ontology annotation, molecular function: serine-type endopeptidase inhibitor activity. Lineage: Eukaryota; Metazoa; Chordata; Mammalia; Artiodactyla; Balaenidae. The transcript has 5 exons. The record is from RefSeq and is a predicted model, not a curated record.